Molecule: messenger RNA, 510 nt
Organism: Macrosiphum euphorbiae (potato aphid)
Lineage: Eukaryota; Metazoa; Arthropoda; Insecta; Hemiptera; Aphididae
Source: the annotation of a GenBank genome assembly
AUGGCAAAGAAAGUUGGAGGAGACUCAGCCGAACUCAACUACGACAUGAACUAUAAUUUGUUUCUUUUGAAGACUUCUAUGCAAAACUUGAAAACAGCACAGGAAAAACACAGCGUGAACCGUUGGGUGCACAAACUGUUGGCGAGCAAUAAGACGGUCGCCGAGAUGAAGCUCCGUAACGAUUUCAUGUUCCACCUGGUAACGGCCGUCCAGGAGGGCGAGAUCAAGGCACCUUUCAACCAGUAUCCGCCGUCGUUGCCGCUCAGCAGUCUGACGUACCUGUUGACGGGCAGCUCACCCAGUUCUAGUGGCAAGGACGGGAAAAAAGGCGCUGGCGCUUGGGAGUGUGACCUGUCCAGCGAAGACACGGAAAAGCCCAUGUUGUACAGACAAUCGCCCGACGGCGGAGCGUUUUUGGCCGCACAACCUGUGCCAAAGUGUGGAGCGUUCUGUUACUUGGCCGUUGUCAGCAAGCCACCGGCAAAGGACGGCGACAAGCCCAAGUUGUAA